AUCUUCCAAAAAAUCUUCAAAUUAUUUGUAUUUUCACUAUAUGUGCGAUCGUCGUGUCCAAACUUGACGUCGUUGGUUUCUAGGCAACAUGGCUGAUUUUCAAGGUAUUUUGAAUCGACGUAUAUGGACUGAUCGGGAGGAAGAUGUUCUACUGACGACCUUGAAGGAGCUUGUUGUUCAAGGUUGGAAAUCAGAUCAUGGAUUCCGUGCCGGAUACCUUGUUAGACUGGAAGAGGCGCUACGCCGCGAGUUUCCAACAACGGAUCUGAAGGUUUAUCCCAAUAUCAUAUCGAAGGUGUCUGCAUGGAAAAAAAGUUAUUACACUCUCGAAUAUAUCCUUAAGCAGAGCGGGGUUGCUUUUAAUUUGAAUGGAGACCACAGAAUCGACUGUGACGACCAGCAGUGGGCAGAAAUUGUGGAGAAAGAUGUAUAUGUAAGGUUCAUGCGUGACCGAUCAUGGCCUUACUUUGACGAUUGGAAGCAAAUAUUUGGUAAGGACAGAGCCAACGUGGAAGACACGCCAUAAUGUGGACUUCGGAUAUUUCUUCAUGCCCAUCCAAAGCCUGACCAGCAAGCUCCUUACAGAGACUUAGAAUAAGACAAGCGUUUUUAUGAUGUUUUGAAUUUAGUAAUGUUUUUGAACCAAUAUUUAUUUUCAGUAUGAUGAAGCUAUUUUGUGAUGUUUUUUGUCACUAGGAAAUGUGGUUUGAACCAAUAUAUAUUUUGUGUU
Molecule: messenger RNA, 730 nt
Organism: Salvia hispanica
Lineage: Eukaryota; Viridiplantae; Streptophyta; Magnoliopsida; Lamiales; Lamiaceae
Source: RefSeq, a predicted model, not a curated record